CCCAUGUUUUUGGGGAAAAUGAUUAGUUAUUUUGAAAACUAUGAUCCCAAUGAUUCUGCUGCUUUGCAUGAAGCCUACGGCUACGCGGCAGGGCUGAGCACCUGCGUGCUCGUGUGGGCCGUUCUGCACCACGUGUACUUCUAUCACAUUCAGCGUGUGGGGAUGAGGCUGAGAGUAGCCGUGUGCCACAUGAUCUACCGCAAGUCACUUCGCCUGAGUAGCUCGGCCAUGGGGAAGACCACCACAGGCCAGAUAGUCAACCUGCUGUCCAACGAUGUGAGCAGGUUUGACCAGGUAACCAUGUUCCUGCACUAUCUGUGGGUAGGGCCACUGCAGGCUAUCGCAGUGACUGCUCUGCUCUGGAUGGAAAUAGGAAUGUCGUGUCUUGCUGGGAUGGCGGUUCUCAUUAUUCUUCUGCUUUUUCAAAGCUGCUUCGGGAUAUUGUUUUCAUCACUCCGGAGUGAGACCGCAGCUCUCACAGACGACAGGAUCAGUACCAUGAGUGAGGUUAUAAGUGGCAUCAAAGCAAUAAAAAUGAAUGCUUGGGAAAAGUCAUUUAUAGACCUUAUUUCCACACUGAGAAGGAAGGAAAUUUCCAAGAUUCUGAAAAGUUCCUACCUUAGAGGAAUGAAUUUAGCAUCAUUUUUCACUGUCAGCAAAAUUAUGAUUUUUGUCACCUUCAUCACCAAUGAUCUCCUUGACAACCGGAUCACAGCCAGCCAAGUGUUUGUAGUGGUGACACUGUUUGAAGCUCUGCGGUUUUCAAGUACCUUGUACUUCCCCAUGGCUGUCGAGAAGAUGUCAGAGGCCAUUGUCAGCAUCCAAAGAAUCAAGAACUUCCUAUUACUUGAUGAGAUACCACAGCUCAACCCUCAGCUGCCAUCAGAUGGUGAAACGAUAGUGGAAGUGAAUUAUUUCACUGCUUCUUGGGAUAAGGAAUCAGGAAUCCCAACCCUACAAGACCUUUUCUUUACUGCCAGACCCGGUGAACUGUUAGCUGUGGUUGGACCUGUGGGUGCAGGAAAGUCGUCACUGUUACGUGCUGUGCUGGGGGAGCUGCCCCCGAGCCAGGGGCAGGUCAGCGUGCACGGGAGGAUCGCAUAUGUUUCUCAGCAGCCCUGGGUGUUCUCAGGAACUGUGAGGAGUAACAUUUUAUUUGGGAAGAAAUAUGAAGAAGACCGAUAUGAAGAAGUAAUAAAGGCUUGUGCUUUGGGAGAGGACUUACAGCUUCUGGAGGAUGGAGAUCAAACUGUGAUAGGAGAAAGAGGAACCCCGCUGAGUGAAGGACAGAAAGCCCGGGUCAGCCUCGCCAGAGCCAUGUAUCAGGAUGCAGACAUCUACCUCCUGGAUGAUCCAUUCAGUGCAGUGGAUGUAGGAGUCAGCAGGCACUUGUUUGAACAGUGUAUCUGUCAAACCUUGAGGGAGAAGAUCACAAUCUUAGUGACUCAUCAGUGGCAAUACCUAAAAGUUGCAAGUUGGAUUCUGAUAUUGAAAGGUGGCAAAAUAGUACAACGUGGGACUUACCUUGGGCUCCUGAAAUCUGGGGUAGAUUUUGGUUUCCUUUUAAAGAGGGAUGAGGAUGAACCAUCUCCAGAUCUGGAAUCUUCUACCCUGAAGAAUCGGUCCAGAUCCUUGAUGAGAGGUGCUGCUCCAGAGCUUCAAGAUACUGAGAAUAUCUCUGUCACGCUACCUCUAGAGGACCAUGUGGAGGGAAAAGUUGGUUUUAAGACCUACAAUGAUUACUUCACAGCUGGCACUCACUGGUUUAUCAUCAUCUUCCUUAUUCUAGUAAACAUCGCCGCUCAGGUUGCCUACGCCCUGCAGGACUGGUGGCUUCAGGAUUGGGCAAAUUUACAAAAUGCCCUGUAUUUGGGGGCAUAUGGAAAAGAAGAGAUAAUUGUGAUACUCAGUCUGAACUGGUACUUAGGAGUCUAUUCAGGUUUAACUGUAUCUACCAUCCUUUUGGGCAUCACAAGGUCUCUGUUGAUAUUCUACAUCCUUGUUAAGUCUUCACAAACUUUGCACAACAAAAUGCUGUGGUCCAUCUUGAGAGCUCCAGUAUUGUUCUUCUAUAGAAAUCCAAUAGGGAGAAUUUUAAAUCGUUUCUCGAAAGACAUUGGGCAUAUGGAUGACUUGCUGCCCCUGAUAUUUCAAGAUUUCAUCCAGAACUUUCUGUCACUUGAUGAGAUGUCACAGUGUUACCCUCAGCUGCCAUCAGAUGGUGAAAUGAUAGUGGACGUGCAAGAUUUAACAGCUUUUUGGGAAAAGGCAUCAGAGACCCCAACCCUACGAGGCCUCUCCUUUACUGUCAGACCUGGUGAACUGUUAGGUGUGGUCGGACCUGUGGGAGCAGGAAAGACGUCACUGUUAAGCGCUCUGCUGGGGGAGCUGCCCCCGAGCCAGGGGACGGUCAGCGUGCACGGGAGGAUCGCGUAUGUUUCUCAGCAGCCCUGGGUGUUUCCAGGAACUGUGAGGAGUAACAUUUUAUUUGGGAAGAAAUAUAAAGAAGACAGAUAUGAAGAAAUAAUAAGGGCUUGUGCUUUGGAAGAGGAUUUACAACUUUUGGAGGAAGGAGAUCUAACUGAGAUAGGAGACCAGGGAACUCCGCUGAGUGAAGGACAAAAAGCCCGGAUCAGUCUUGCAAGAGCCGUUUAUCAGGAUGCAGACAUCUACCUCCUGGAUGAUCCGCUAAGUGCAGUGGAUGCAGGAGUCAGCAGGCACUUGUUCGAACAGUGUAUUUGUCAAUCCUUGAAGGAGAAGAUCACAAUCUUAGUGACUCAUCAGCUGCAGUACCUAAAGGAUGCAAGUCAGAUUCUGAUACUGAAAGAUGGCAAGAUUAUACAAAGGGGGAACUUUUUUGAGUUUCCAAAAUCUGGGUUAGAUUUUGAAGAUAUUGUUUUAAAGAAGGAGAAUGAGGAGGCUGAACCAUCUCCAGGUCCACGAACUCCCAGUCUGAGGAUUCAGACCUCCUCUGAGUCUUCAGUUCCAUCUCAGCAGUCUUCCAGACCCACCUUGAAAGAUGCUGCUCCUGAGGACCAAGAUACUGAGAAUAUACAGGUUACACUACCUCUGGAGGACCAUUUGGAAGGAAAAGUUGGUUUUAAGACCUAUAAGAAUUACUUCACAGCUGGUGCUGACUGGCCUGUCAUCAUCUUCCUUAUUCUAGUAAACAUUGCAGCUCAGGUCGCCUACGCCCUGCAGGACUGGUGGCUUACAUUCUGGGCAAAUGUACAAAGUGACCUGUAUUUUGGGGGAUAUGUAAAAGAAGAUGAAGAUGUAGUAUACAUUCUGAACUGGUACUUCAGAGUUUAUUCAGGGUUAACUGUGUCUACUGUCCUUUUUGGUAUCACAAGGUCUCUGUUGAUAUUCUAUAUCCUGGUUAAUUCUUCACAAGCUUUGCACAACAAAAUGUUGAAGUCCAUUUUAAGAGCUCCAGUAUUGUUCUUCCAUAGAAAUCCAGUAGGAAGAAUUUUGAAUCGUUUCUCCAAAGACAUUGGGCAUAUGGAUGAUUUGCUGCCCCUGACAUUUCUUGAUUUCAUCCAGACAUUUCCACUUGUGAUUGGUGUGGUGGGCGUGAUGGUGGCUGCAGUUCCUUGGACUGCUAUUCCUGUGAUUCCCCUUGGCAUCGUUUUCUUUGUUCUUCGGUGGUAUUUCUUAGAGACGUCACGAGAUGUGAAACGCCUGGAAUGUACAACACGGAGCCCGGUGUUUUCCCACUUAGCAUCUUCUCUCCGGGGACUCUGGACCAUCCGGGCGUACAAAGCUGAACAGAAGUUUCAGGAACUGUUUGAUGCACACCAGGAUUUGCACUCAGAGGCUUGGUUCCUGCUUUUGACGACGUCCCGAUGGCUCGCUGUGUAUCUAGAUGUCAUCUCUGCCAUCUUUGUCACUGUUGUUGCCUUUGGGACCCUGAUCCUGGUAGAAACUUUGGAUGCUGGGCAUGUUGGCCUGGUCCUGUCACUCACCAUCACACUUACCAGGAUGUUCCAGUGGUGCGUCAGGCAAAGUGUGGAAGUUGAGAACAUGAUGAUUUCAGUAGAAAGGGGGAUUGAAUACACAGACCUUGUGAAAGAAGAACCCUGGGAACUCGAGUCUCGUCCACUGCCAUCCUGGCCCUAUGGAGGAGAGAUUUACUUUAACAAUGUGAACUUCAGGCAUAAGUCGGACGGGCCUCUGAUAUUGAGGAAUGUGUAUGCAGCCUUUUACCCAGGACUAAAGUGUGGCAUCGUGGGAAGAACAGGAACUGGAAAAAGUUCCCUCAUCGCUGCUCUUUUUAGAUUGUCAGAACCCGAAGGUGGCAUUCAGAUUGAUCGGAUCUGGACAACCAACAUUGGACUUCAUGAUUUAAGGAAGAAACUGUCAGUUGCACCUCAGGAACCUGUUUUAUUCACUGGAACAGUGAGGAAAAAUCUGGAUCCCUUUAAUGAGCAUAUGGAUGAGGAACUAUGGAAUGCCUUAGAAGAGGUACAACUUAAAGAAUCCAUCGAAGGUCUUCCUGCUAAAAUGAAUACUGAAUUAGCAGAAUCUGGAUUGAACUUGAGUGUUGGUCAGAAACAACUGGUGUGCCUUGCCAGGGCUAUUCUCAGGAAAAAUCAGAUAUUGAUUAUUGACAAAGCUACAUCAUAUGUGGAUCCAAGAACUGAUGAGUUAAUACAAAAAAACAUUCGUGAGAAAUUUUCCCAGUGCACUGUGCUGACCAUCACCCACAGGUUGAGCACCGUUAUUGACAGCGAAUGGAUAAUGGUUUGGGAUUCAGGGAGACUGGAUGAUUAUGAUGAGCCAUAUACCAUGUUGCAAGAAAGAGAUGGCCUGUUUUACAAGAUGGUGCAACAACUGGGUGAAGCUGAGGCCACUGCUCUCACUGAAAGGGCAAAACAGGUGCACCUCUAAAGAUAUCGCUCAUGGUGAGCAUGUGAUUAUGAACGCUUACAGUGGACAGCCUUCAGCCUUAACAAUUUUUGAGUCAACACCGUGAUUCUACCAUGAGGUCAAGUCUAUCCCAAAGUCAUCUUUCCAAUAGGUUUUACACUGUAUAAACUAUGUUGUACUUUUUUUUAUACCAACAAGUAUUUUUACACACAAGAUGUUAGUUUAUCUUUUUUCCUCCAACUUCACCAACUGAUUCCAAGCUCUUACAAAAUGAUUUAUUAUUUUUAUUUCUAUGUUAUACUAUUUUCUUAUCCAAAUCAGAGGUUCAGGCCACAAGUAAAAGCUGUCUACCAGGUUUUCUGCCUUGAGAGACUCCAGAGCCAAAGCUCAUUUUCUAAUGUGCAAGACAAAGUUGUCACAGAUGUUUUUUUUUUUUUUUUUAUAUAUUGUUCCCCAAAUUACCUACUACUUUCCAGUCAUGUCAGGGCUUCAACUUACUUGAAGACUAGUGUGAAGUAGCUGUUUUGUGUCACCACUUCCUUUAAUAUAACUAAAAUUCAUUACUCUACCCAACGAUCUCUACUUAAAACACUACAGAGUAAACUAAUAAGAAAAAGAAAAAUAUAUUGUAGUUUAAGUUAAUUAUGGGAGAGGAAGGUGUCUCCCGCUCCAAAAAAAUAAAAAUGAUACAUGGUUAAAAUAUAGAAGGACAAUAUUAUGUGUUCUAAAAGAGAAGAAAGAGAAAAUAUGCUUUCUCAAAAUAGAAGCCCUUCUAGGGGAUUUGAGAAUGAAGGACACAUGUGUGAUCUAUUGUCUUCUAGAUAGAGAGUUUUAUUUUAUUUUUUAAAUUUUUUUAUUGUGGUAAAAUGUGUAACAUAAAAUUUGCCAUAAAGUCACUUUUUUUUUUCAUAAAGUCACUUUUAAGCAUACAGUUCAGUGAUGUUAAUCCCAUUCACAGUGUUGUGCAGCCAUCAAUGUUUACUUUAUUUUUGGUAAUUAUGUUAGUACUGUUCAUUUUGUUAUUUGUACAGAGUCAUUUUUGGUAAGUUUUAUUUCUCUAGAGGUGGAUCUAUUUCCUAUGAGUUUUGAACUUAACUGGCAUAAAGUUACUCCCUGUAUCUAUAUCUUAUAUGUUUAAACUCUGCAGCAUCUAUAAUUGUGUUCCUUUUUUUUCUUUUUAAUUUUCUUUUGAGCCUUUUUUAAAAUGAGUAAUCUUACAUGACUUUUUCCUAUUUUAAAGAAUCACAAUUUUUGCUGAAUUGAUAUUUCCUGUUUUCUUUUCUACGUCAUAUUAUUCUGUCUUUCCUUCAACUUUUCAUUUAUUUGAGAUUUAUUUCCUAAAAUUCUUAAAUUGGAAAUUUAGAUUAACUUUUAACUUAAUCAUUUUUUUAGUGUAAGUACAUUAGCUACUUUUUCUUUUUUUACCCUAAGGCCCACUUAACAAUAACCCACAAGUUUGGAUACUAGCACUGAUCAAUAACCAUACCAUUAAGUAUUUUCUAAUAUCUAAUUGAAUUCAUUAUUUAUAUAUUUUACCCAUGAGUUAUUCAUAAGGGUAAUAUUCUCUAAAUUUCAAAUGCUAAUGGAUUUUUUUCUAUUAGACUAAACCAUGGGUAACCACUAACUUUUAAGCUUUUUUUCACCUAUAUAAUAACAGUUUAAUAUGGUUCAAAAUAAUAGUUUUCUUUUGUUAUUAACAUAUAACAAUUUCAACAUUUGAAUUAGUCAGACAACAUUCAAUUGAGGAUUUUAAACUAAAGGUAACCAUGUUUACAUACAAAGUUCCUGUUUGCACCACUUGUAUUUUAUUUGGGAAAAUUUAAAAGUGUUAAAAAGUAUGUGUAUAAUCAGUAAAGU
This is a messenger RNA of Cervus elaphus (red deer), 6726 nucleotides long. Its product is annotated as ATP-binding cassette sub-family C member 4-like. Gene Ontology annotation, molecular function: ABC-type transporter activity; ATP binding; chloride channel activity. Bases 4 to 4890 code for a protein of 1628 amino acids. Lineage: Eukaryota; Metazoa; Chordata; Mammalia; Artiodactyla; Cervidae. The transcript has 40 exons. The record is from RefSeq and is a predicted model, not a curated record. Gene Ontology annotation, cellular component: plasma membrane. Gene Ontology annotation, biological process: transmembrane transport; monoatomic ion transport.